AUGGCAUGCGGCGAGGAAGAGAUGACGGAUGUGUGUGGGACACUCCAUGGCUUUCUAUCUCGCCACGAGCUCCUCCUUGGCAUCACCGCCAUGUGGAACGGUCGCAUGGCCGAGGCCGAAACCGUCUUUGCUUCAGCUGCCGAUACCGAUCCCCGAGCUGCCUAUCACUGGGCAGAGUGCUCCGCCCUCACAGCUUUCCUCACAGAGGAUCCGGACGACCUCGCAGCAGCAUUUGCUCGCCUCGACGCCGCUGCUGCCACUGCCUCCGCCACUGCCGCGGCAACCUCACCGCCGUCCAAGAUCAAACGGAUGCUCGGCCUGGGCUCUUCGCCGCCGCCGCCGCUGCAAACAUCGUCUGCUGCUGCGGCGAGCCCGGACCAGCUCGCUGCCGCUGCUCUUGUUGCCCGAGUCAUCUACGCUGAAGUCGGACUCAUCUACGGCUUCCUCCACCUCCGCGCCGGCUCGUAUGUCAAGGGCUCGUACCGCCUGCGCAAGGCCUGGAAGGCGUUCUCGGCCCUUGUCCGCGAGCUGGCCCCUUGUGCUGCCUCGCUUGACCCUUACAUCACCUCGUCCAUCGCCCUCGGCUCCGGCAUGUUUCUCUUCUUCAUCUCGCUCACUCCGCCCAAGUUUCUCUGGCUCGUCUCGUUUGUCGGAUUCGAAGCCGACCGUGAGCGCGGGCUCGACUCGCUCCGGUCGGCCAUGCUCGACCCACGCGGGCAGCGCGCACCCAUGGCGCUCUUGUUUCUCAUCUGGGUCGAGAUGUUUUUCUGCGAGCGCCUUGACGACGCCGAGGCCCUCGUCACCGCCGCUCUUGACGUCUAUCCACAUGGCAUGCUCUUCGCCUACCUCCGCGGAUACAUGUUUCGCAAGCGCGGCGCUCUCGACGCUGCCGCCGCUGACUUUGAUGCUGUCAUUGCCGCCUCCCGUCGAGAGCUCCCGCAGCUUGCCCUCGCCGCCAUGUACGAGCGCGGCUCAGUCCUCUACAUGGCCGAGCGCUGGGCUGACGCUGCAGCCGUCCUCUCUGACUUUGUUGACGCCAACCGCGCACCCUCGUUUCAGGCCUACGCCACCCUCGAGCUCGCUUACGCCCGCCACUUUGCCGGCGAGAGCCCCCACGACAUUGCCCCGCUCCUCGACGACAUGCCGUCACGCGUCCGCAAGCACUAUACCUUCGACCAGUUUGCCGCCCGCAAGGCUGCAGAGUACGCCGCCAACAACGGCAUCUCCCCCACAGAAUCCUGCCUCAUCCAGGCCUUUAACCGCAACGACGCCUCCAAUCCCACCGGCGCCCUCGAGCUCCUCGCCACACUUGCAUCGCCGGACGCUAGUACGCCCGUCGCCGCCGGCCUCGACGAGCAUGCUCUCGCCCUCCUCGACCUCUGCGACGAUGACGACGUCGGCGGCACCGUCACCACGCUUCCUCCCAACUCGCCACCGCCGCUCUGUGGCAUGUUCCACUACGCCGCCGGCAAGGCCCACGCGGCGCUUGGCGCGCGACGGCUCGCGCUGGUUCACCUGCUUGCUGUUGACGCCCUCGAGCACGAGCUCGGCCACGAGUUUUUCCUCCUCCCGCACGCCCUCACCGAGGUUGGCGACAUCCUCAUGGCGCUCAACGCCGUCGACGACGCGCGCCGCGUCCUCGCCCGUGCAAAAUCGUUCUCUGAGUACGACUUUGACAAGCCGCUCAUCCGCCGCAUCACCCGCAUGCUCGACAUCCUCUCCGGUACUUCGACUCCGAGCUCGCGUACUCCGCUCCCCGACACCGCUGCCUGGACGAGCUAUCUCGACUCGCUCAGCGCCGCCUGA
This is a messenger RNA of Thecamonas trahens ATCC 50062, 1806 nucleotides long. RefSeq lists its product as uncharacterized. The record is from RefSeq and is a predicted model, not a curated record. Gene Ontology annotation, molecular function: protein binding. The coding region runs from base 1 to 1806 and encodes 601 amino acids. The transcript has 2 exons. NCBI's taxonomy places the organism in Eukaryota, Apusomonadida, Apusomonadidae.